Perca fluviatilis (European perch) is the source of this 4087-nucleotide messenger RNA. It is a transcript of the gene cyld3, whose product is annotated as ubiquitin carboxyl-terminal hydrolase CYLD. The transcript is spliced from 16 exons. Gene Ontology annotation, biological process: regulation of intrinsic apoptotic signaling pathway; necroptotic process; positive regulation of extrinsic apoptotic signaling pathway. NCBI's taxonomy places the organism in Eukaryota, Metazoa, Chordata, Actinopteri, Perciformes, Percidae. The coding region runs from base 34 to 2931 and encodes 965 amino acids. Gene Ontology annotation, cellular component: cytosol. Gene Ontology annotation, molecular function: cysteine-type deubiquitinase activity; K63-linked deubiquitinase activity. The record is from RefSeq and is a predicted model, not a curated record.
CCGGCUACACAACGUUAUAAAGACACGCGUAAGAUGUCAGGGGCCCACGAGCAAACCAGGAAGCGCCGCCCCCCAAAAAUGUUCUUGCUCUCGACAGACCUGAAGGUCCAGGACCAGCUGGAAGGUACCAUUCGGCUUCUGCGGGGGUACAUAUGCCUGGAGCAAGAUUCGGGCAAGAACAGAGGUGACGCCCCUUGGUUCAAGGUGUUAGACAAUGACAUCAUGUUGAAAAUAGAGAGGAAGUUUCUGCUUGAAGUCCCAACUGACCUUAACGGCCUGUUGGAGCCUGUAUCUGACCCAGAGACUCGCCUAAAACUUCUGAGCAAUCCCGGGAAGCUGCAGCAUUUUGCUACUUUGCCUGUCGAUUGUCCGCUGUGGGUCCAAAUAGGCCAACAUGACGAGCUCGCGGAGGCAGAUCUUAAAUACAUUGGACCGCUCACCAGAGGGAGCAGCGCUGUGCUUUUUGGGGUACAGCUCAAGGGUUCAGCAGUAGGUAGAGGAGUGAGCAACGGCUCCUUUAAGGGCCACCGUCUCUUCAGCUGCCCCGAAGCCUGCGCCCUCUUCGUCCCGGUCAGCCACAUCAGGCUCCGCCAAUGGCCUAGCAACAAUGGCUCCGACGCACACGAGCGACCCCGCGAGCGAGUCCACCGCAGCAGCAGCAACGGGCAUCAGAGCAACGAUGACCGCCAUCCUCAUCAGCAGCAGCACAGUCAUCACAUUAGUUUCCACCAGCAUCGUCCCAGCAGCCCUCCUCAGCUGCACGCCUUGGGCAUCGUCCCUCGGACGGCGGAGUCGGCGCCCCUCACAGCUAAAAACCAGGUCCAGGUCCGAUGCCCUGCGUCGCCGCCGCCAUUCCACAUUGGCCAGCGGGUGUGUUUUCCCCUGGAAGACAAUGUCUAUGGGGGGGAGGUGCGCUACUGUGGUCUCCUGCCCGGCCGGUCCUCGUCAGGGAUGUACGUCGGAGUCCUGCUGGACGUUCCUGUUGGUAACUGGGACGGGCAUUGUAAGGGAGAGAAGCUCUGCCACAUUCCUUCCCCCCUCUAUGGACUACUUCUGCCAAUCACCAAGGUUUCCUCAGAGACGAAAUCCCAACGUCACAACCCUCCACACCAAGUUACCAAAUCCAUCCUGAAGCCAGCACUGCCCCCUGUCACUAAACCAGGUCCUGUGCCCCCAUCUGCCUCUGCUCCCAAGGUUGCCCUGAUGCCCCCCAGCAAACAACAACUUAAACCUCCACCACUGCCGCCACCCAAACCCACCCAAAAGGCCCUGCCUCCACCACCUCUUCCCCCUCCCGCACCCCGCAGCCCUACGUCGCCGACCGCCACCGACCAGCAGCAGCACCUCAACGGGAUACCUGACCCACCCGACGGUGUAGCUGAGGAGGAGAAGGGGGAAGCAGGACUGGAGGGCGAGCUGGAGGUGGGGUCAAUGGUUGAAGUGAACGACCCGCCGCUUUUUGGGGUUAUUCGCUGGAUUGGACGGAUCGGUGGGAUUUCAGAGCCAGUAGCAGGAAUUGAGCUGGACCAGGAGCUGUCUGCAGGUACAGAUGGCAGUUACCUCGGUGAGCGUCACUUCCGUUGCCCGGCCAACAAGGGGCUGUUUGUCAAGCUUCGCAACUGCAGACGGGACUCCAGGUUUCCCGCCCCUGAGGCACCUGUCAAUCAAGUGGAGCGAUGCAACUCUAUAGCCUUUGCAGAGUGGGGCAGUGAGCGUGUGGAGGAUAACACUCCUCCUGUGGACGGGGACGAGGCCACUCAGUUCUACCAGGGCUGGAAGAGAGGCAUCCAGGGUCACCUCAACUCCUGCUACCUGGACGCUACGCUGUUCAGUCUGUUCUCCUGCUGCAGUUCAGCAGACUGGGUGUUGUUUUGGCCCUCUGACCCUGAAACUCACAAAGACUCCAGUCAGGCUCAGGACCUGCUGCGUUGUGAGAUAGUCAACCCCCUGCGAAGGUAUGGCUAUGUGUGUGCCAGUAAGACCAUGGCCUUAAGACGACUUCUGGAGGCUGCGAACAGAGACACAGGUUUCACCAACCAGGAGAAAGAUCCUGAAGAGUUCCUCAACAAGCUUUUCCAGCUCCUCCGAGUCGAGCCGCUCCUCAAGAUCAGAUCGAUGACUCAGCGGCCUCAGGAGUGUCACCUCUACCAACUCUUCCCGCCUACGCUUCCUCCCUCCUCGCCCUCGACCGUCUCGCCAGUUGACUCCCCCAUCCCUCUCACCUCGCCUUCGCCCAGUCGGAUGCGGGUCGCAAGCGUCCAGCAGCUGCUGGAGUCCUCCUUCCUCCACGCCGGCCUCAAGUUUGUCGAGACUCCCUCCUGCCUCUUACUGCUCAUGCCUCGGUUCGGAAAGGAGUUCAAAAUGUUUGACGCCAUCUUGCCCACCCUCAGCCUGGACAUCACAGACCUGCUGGAUGACACUCUGAGACAGUGCAGUAUCUGUCAGGCUGUAGCUGAGUGGGAGUGUCUCCAGUGUUAUGAAGACCCAGAUAUCACUCCCGGUCAUCUCAAACAGUACUGCCAGACCUGCAACACACAGGUCCACAGUCACAGGAAGCGGACGUCCCACGGCCCGGUGAAGAUUGCUGUCCCCGGGGGAACGUGGACCGGCCCUUUGCACUGCACCCGCCGACGAAUGUCUCUCUUUGCCGUAACGUGCAUCGAAACCAGCCAUUACGUGAGCUUCGUCAAGCACGGGCCCCUCCCCACCGACUGGCUGUUCUUUGACAGUAUGGCAGACCGGGAAGGUGGCGAGAACGGCUUCAACAUUCCCCGGGUGAAGGCGUGUCCAGAGGUGGGCCGCUACCUCAGCCUAUCAGAGGAUGCGUUGAGCAGAGUUGACCCCAUCUCCUUACGGGAGUCCGCCCGCCGUCUGCUGUGUGACUCCUACAUGUGUCUGUACCACAGCCCCGAGCUCAGCCUGUACAAGUGACCCAACGCACACAGACGUGAGCGUGGAACAAGAUGCUGUCAAACUGAUGCUAACAUAUUAUACUCAGGCUUAGUCUUAUCUUAACCGUCAAAUGACGUCCAAAUUAGUAACUUUUGGGUAAUGAUAAUCAAAGCCCCUGUUACUUUAUCCAGUAGAAUAUGAAAUGUUCAUUAACACCGAUUUUCUUUUUGGCCCUGUUCAUACUUUGCAGUAAAAUGCAUCAGUUUGUGCCUAAAUAGUCGGGAGUUUUCCCGACUCUAUUUCCUAAUCCAAACAAUGAUGACACAUGUACAUAAUCAAUUUGUACAAUUUGUACAAUGUGAACUAAACUUUAAGAAUCUUGUCAUCAAUUCCUUAUAUUUAAUGUUACUUUGUAUUAAUUUGAGUUAAAAAAAAAAAAAGACCAACGAGAUAUGUCAUUUCCAGCUUCUUAGAUAGAAAACCGCUGUGACUUUGAAACUGGAUACCAUUUUUUUUUUUUGUAAAGCAGGCGGGACAUUUUUUCAUCCGGAUGGUUAAAAGACUCUUUUAGAGAAUUCUGUUAAGACGUUCAGAACUGCAAAAGUGUAUUUAAAUAACAUUCUGGGUUUCAAAGAUUGCAGAGUAUUUAUUUUACAGCAAAUUGGAUGCUUGGCUUUUUCUGAAUCGGGUCUCAUUCGAGAUGCAUUUGAGAGCUUUUCUACUGCAAUUUGGCCUGGAUCUACUGUAGGUCAUAUCUAGUUAUACUAUCUGCUUGAAAAAGGAAAGAACAGGGCCUCAGAACUACAGUACAUGUAAGCUAAUUAAAUAUCAGCAGUAUGAUCUAAUGUGACUAAUGCACAAACAGCCUGUAGUACCCGUUUACACUCAUGAACUUGAUAGUAAAUGAGUCUGAUGGGUGGCAGUACUAGUCUUCACACCUGAGUUUACCUGUGUCUUUAUACUGCUCUCACUGUACAGAACAUCUGUGCCUGUAACUUAUAACACAUGUACACUUUACAAUUCAAUUUGCACUGCUUCAUUUACAUGUCAGUAUGUGUGUAUAUAAUAGCAUUGCCUUCAACUGACUGUAACGAUUGCACACGGAUGCUUAAACGUUUUUAUUGUUUCCAGGUUGUUAAAUAUAAUACAGCAAACAAUGGAGAAACAGUCCUGACUAAUAAAUGAUACUCUUCUA